AUGAAGAAUUUGCCGGACCUAUGUGCGUUUCUGGGAUCUCAUUUGGGGGGAUCAUCGAAUAGCACACCACCAACAGCCCCCGUAGUACGGGAAGAAUCCUCGACCGCGGUCGAGCCCUCGAUACCAGCCCCCGAGUCUGUGAACACUGUCCCUUCCGGGGGAGCUGUAACGAAGAAACCUGUGGGUCCUUUGAAAAAGAUGGGAAAGGGGAAGAAGAGGCCUGCUUCCGACUCCUCUGCUGAGAUGGGCCGAGAAGGGUCAUCUGAAGCUGCUGCUGCUGGGACUCAGUCUGAUGAGCCUCCCAAGAAAAAGGCUAAGGCUAAAAAGAAGAAGAAGAACCUUGAAGAGAACGUCACCGAGGAUCAGACGGGUCCUGAAGAGGAGCCGGUCGAUCCUAUUGAAGGCGUAAGGACUCGGGAAGCCGUUAUCCCCGAGGACUCUAGUGAUGGUGCUCGCACCGAGGAGGGUCAAGAUGGCUCGCCAGUCACUCCUCUAACGAGGAAGAAGAAGGAGAAGCGAGCGGAUAAUCGAGCUGCUCCUGAUGCCUUCGUGCAAUCGCUGAGUGAUGGGAGUAUGAACUAUGUCAUCAAGAAGUAUGACUCGGCGCUGAAAGAGACCAUCAUCAAGCUGAAGAAAGCCGAGAAACUUGCUCGGGUGAAGGAUCUGGCUCUCAAUCGCAAGAUAGUUGAGUUCAAGGCGAUCAUCGACAAAACCGCGAAGGAGCAUAAUCGGCUGCUCGAGGAGAGAACGGCCCAGAAAACAAAAUUUGCUGAGAAGUUGGAGGAAUUGAAGGGUAAAAUCCACUCUUCUCGUGAGAAAGUUGAGGAGCUCGAACGGGAGAAAGCUGCCUUAGAGGAGGAGAAGGCCGCGUUGGAGGAAGAGAAGAGAAAUGCGUCCUUGAGGCAUGUUCGCGAGAUGAAGUGGUUGAAGGAUUCUCGGGUUUUUGAGGUUACCCAAGAGCGAGUGCGCGUAGAAACUUCUAUGAUCGCGAAAUGCAAUCGUCGAUUCAACAACAUCCGUGACCGAGAGGCUCGUCGCGAGGAAUUUGACAACGCUCGCCUUCUCCAUAGUCAAGCGUUUGGGACCAGGAAAUGUCUCGAGUCGCUCAUGGCGAACGGGCGCGAUAUCUGUUGA
Messenger RNA from Brassica oleracea var. oleracea, 1134 nucleotides. RefSeq lists its product as uncharacterized. The record is from RefSeq and is a predicted model, not a curated record. Bases 1 to 1134 code for a protein of 377 amino acids. Lineage: Eukaryota; Viridiplantae; Streptophyta; Magnoliopsida; Brassicales; Brassicaceae. The transcript is spliced from 2 exons.